Molecule: messenger RNA, 1909 nt
Organism: Suillus bovinus
Lineage: Eukaryota; Fungi; Basidiomycota; Agaricomycetes; Boletales; Suillaceae
Exons: 3
Coding region: 84-1874 (596 amino acids)
Source: RefSeq, a predicted model, not a curated record
UAUAAAGGCAGAGACACCUGUUUCCAGUAAGUCAACCCGAUUUCUUUAGGCCUAAUCUGUACACAGUCGAUUCGGCCAAUUUGAUGCAUUUGCACAAAGGCUUCCAGACAGUUCUCUUGCUACUACUGGUGCACGCUGCCAGAACAGUCGUUGCGGCAGCUAACUUCUCUCAGUGUCUGAACAACAUUGUUCAGAACGCAAAUGCUACUCAAGACUUUAAUGGUUUACUCGACAGUAACGGAGAUCCCGUGUCGAGUGUUUCUGAUGCAACAUCAAUCAGUUACUCGAUGUGUACAUCCCGCUGCGGGACUGGGCAAGAGGCUUUCCAGUGGUCUGAAUUUUCGCAAGAAUUCAGUGCAUGGCUGCUGCCAAAUCUUGCACUUAUUUCGCAGCUCCCCUUUGGGGCAGAGUACAGACUUCAUAAUUUCAUGUCUGCUGUGUUAACUGUUGGUUCACCGACACUUGCUGGUUACUCUCUAUUCGUCACUCUCCUUAACUCUCGCUGGAUCACUUGCGAGUUUAACACGCUGAACUACCAUCCUAAUUCACGUUUCGCGCUCUCCAUCUUGAGCAGCCUUCAGCAAGUUCCCCUCAGACUGCAUCCUGAUCGCGAUCGAUUACGCUCUCUCAUCCUUCCGGAAAAUCACUGGUGGAAAUAUCUCGCUGAAUUUGUGGACUACACUCAUACGUGGUCAAUCGCAUCCGCAACCUCCAUUACAUGGGUCGUUGUCGCCUAUAUCCUAACUGUUACCAACACACCAUCUGAAGUUUAUGCGAAUUCUCUAUCCAAUGGAGAGGCCACUGGCGCAAUAUGGUUGUGGUUGAUUCCGAUCGUCGUCGGAUGGCUACAACUCUCCCCCAAAUGCGACUUCAAUCGCUUGCAAGCUGCAUAUGACCGUGCAGACAGACACAGUAUGCACACAGGAACGUCAGACGAAACUGUUGGGAUGCCUUCUGCGUCAUCCCGGAGAGCGUUGGCCAUAACUGCUGAAGAGGAUGAUGUAAUGUCUCCGGAUGAACUCUUCACCCCCCCGGUGUUUAAUUACUCGCGUUCGCUGCGAUGGGCAUCUACAGCGGAGGCUAUCCUCAUGUUGUUCAAAAAGGAGUUAGAGGCAUCAGAAAGGGCUUAUAGCAAUCUUCCCGUUCGUGAAAGUAAUGGGGACGAAUCUGGCAUUGACGACUCUACUGAAAGUAUCGAGACCAUCCAUGACGGAAACCGACGCAGGUCCUCCCAAUAUGUCGUCGUGGACUACACGGAACCCGACGGAGAGAAGAGUCCAUGCACCCAUUGGGCACCUGGUGUGUUCACAAGAAUGUUUAUCGCUUCCUGCGCUUCGCUUGCAUUACAAUGGGGAACAGUUGGAGCAGCAUUGCUGGUGGCGUGGUUCACUCCUACAACAAAAAUUGGGUGUCGGUCUAUGGGUUAUCUCAUUUACGGCGGCAUUUCGACUUUAGUUUGGAUGAUGCUCCUGAUGUCCAGCAUUCUCGCCCACUCUUCCGUUGCUGCCCACUCUUCCACCACUUACCCCCGCCGGGUAUCGCUAUCCACACGCGUUGCCGUAGCAGCUUCGCACGUCCUGCGGUGGACAGGAAAGUUGUUUGCCAUAUUAAACUCUUGCGUCGUGAUCAUGGCGUGUGUAUUCCAGUACUCCGGCUUCUACGAUGAGUGUUUCUGCAAAUCCAGCGUGUUUAGCAGGGGAGGUGCAGCGUACUACGUGAUCAUCGAGACCGCAGCUCAAGCUGCGCAGGCUAAGACUGCCUGGAUCAGUGCCAUUGUCUUAGCAUGUGCAUCAGCAUCAGCCUUUCUUAUUAUGCUGAGUCUUUUGUUGGACACUCUACCAGACUCUACCACCUUAGGCAAUCGGGAGGAGUAGCUUGUGCCAGUGGUAUAAGACUAUUUGUAGUAACU